AUGGUUGACGCAGGAGUUGUAGUUGAUGAUAAUUGCAUUGAGCAAUUCAAAGCCUUCCACCAAAAGUCUUCAAACGUUAGAUUGAUUGUCUUCUCUAUCAAUGAAGUAGGUGAUAAGGUUGAAGUCGCCAAACAAGUAGAAAAGGGAGGUGAUUGUGAUACCUGGGAAACUUUGUGUACCAACUUGCUCGGCACUGAAUAUGCUGAAAAGUCAUGUUGGGUUGUUUACAAUUUGGAAAUGACGAAGGAAGACCAAGGUGUAGAAAGACAAAUCUCCAAGCUCAUCUUCCUCCACUGGGUUCCAUCCAAGACUAAGCUCAAGUUUAAGAUGUUGAUGUCUUCAACCAAGCAAACUCUCUUCACUAAGCUCGGUUGUUCUAUGGUUAACAUUGAAGGUACUCACCUUUCUGACAUUUCUGAAAAGAACAUUUUGGACAAACUCAAGAGUUCUAUCUAA
Molecule: messenger RNA, 456 nt
Organism: Naegleria gruberi
Lineage: Eukaryota; Heterolobosea; Eutetramitea; Acrasida; Naegleriidae
Product: cofilin
Exons: 1
Coding region: 1-456 (151 amino acids)
Biological process (GO): cell motility; actin filament severing; actin filament depolymerization
Cellular component (GO): cytoplasm; actin cortical patch; actin cytoskeleton
Molecular function (GO): actin filament binding
Source: RefSeq, a predicted model, not a curated record